Ananas comosus (pineapple) is the source of this 861-nucleotide messenger RNA. RefSeq lists its product as uncharacterized. The coding region runs from base 123 to 659 and encodes 178 amino acids. NCBI's taxonomy places the organism in Eukaryota, Viridiplantae, Streptophyta, Magnoliopsida, Poales, Bromeliaceae. The record is from RefSeq and is a predicted model, not a curated record. The transcript is spliced from 2 exons.
CUGUCACUACCUGGUUGACCGAAACAGGGACCAGCUCAUCGACUCUUCGCCAAACCACUUCUCUAUAAAUCGCCUCUCACACCAACACACAAAACUAAUGACCAAAACCAACCCCAGAAAACAUGGCCAGAGAUGUGAAAUCCCUGGGGAAAAUUCCAACCUCUUGCGACGCAGAUGAGGACGACGAUGAUGAGAUGAGCGAAUCCUUGUCCUCUUCCGGUGGAUCAGACGACGACGAAUCCUGCUCGUCUUCGGCUCGAAAUCGAUCUCCGAAUCCCCAGAAUUUGGAUUCAUCUGGGCCUCUCUACGAACUAUCAUCGCUCAUGGAACAUCUCCCCAUCAAGAGAGGAUUAUCGAAGUACUACGAAGGAAAAUCCCAAUCGUUUACAUCUCUCUCUGAUGCGAAGAGCGUAGAGGAUCUACCCAAAAAGGAAACCCCGUUUAAAAGGAAAAUAAAACCAUCGAAGAGCUACGCAGGGGGGCUCGGUGAAACCCAGACCCAGGGGAAUUAUCCUGUCCAGGACCCGAAUAGUAGGAUUAUUACAACAACGUCCUCGAGUGGCUCGUGUGCAAAUUCCGCGGCUCGAAGUGGUAAUAGUAAAAAUUUUGCGCCGAGGCCCCCGCCAAUUCAUGUUAAUAAGAAUUCGCCCCGUCGUUAGAUUUUGGAGCGUGUGCGUGCGCGUGUGUAAGGAGAAUUUUGUUCAUAGCUUUUUUUUUUUUUUUCCCUUGUUUUUUUUUUUUUGGGUGUAAUUUUUGUUUCAUUUGAGGAUAUAUAGAGUUUUUGUUUGCAGGGAAAUUUAUUUGAUUUGGUAGAUUUAUUCCCAUGUAAAUUGAUUUUUUUUUAAAUUUUCUGAUAAUGGA